This is a messenger RNA of Limulus polyphemus (Atlantic horseshoe crab), 6093 nucleotides long. Its product is annotated as ubiquitin-like modifier-activating enzyme 6. Gene Ontology annotation, cellular component: SUMO activating enzyme complex; cytoplasm. Bases 334 to 3399 code for a protein of 1021 amino acids. Gene Ontology annotation, molecular function: SUMO activating enzyme activity. Gene Ontology annotation, biological process: protein sumoylation. NCBI's taxonomy places the organism in Eukaryota, Metazoa, Arthropoda, Merostomata, Xiphosura, Limulidae. The record is from RefSeq and is a predicted model, not a curated record. The transcript has a single exon.
UGAAUCAUGUGUUGAACUUAGAAGUCGAUUGUAUCAUCUUGAUAAAUCAUUACACUUGAAGUUAAAUGUGUAUGAAAUUAUUUAGUAUGAAAAUGAAAUGGUUUAGUGUUAUGUAAAAUAAAUAAUGAGUUACAGCUUUCGGUUAAACAGAAAUAACUGUUUGCUGCUUAAACAUUAAUACUAAUUAUUGUAGAAUAUGUCUAUAGUAUAGUUGCAACCUAUUGGAAUAAUAUAAUCAGACACUAGACACCCCUUCCUUAUCAUCAGUCGUACUUGUAACGAACGUCAAAAGUUUACGUUAGGCUUGAUCAGUUGAUGUAAAAAUUGUUAAUAAUGGAGGGAUUCGACGAAGCAUUUUAUAACCGGCAGCUUUAUGCAAUUGGUUAUGAUGCUAUGCGAAGUCUUUCAGGUACGAGUGUUUUACUUUGUGGCUUUGGGGGACUUGGGAUUGAGAUUGCUAAAAACCUUGUUCUAUUAGGAAUUAAACAGCUAACAAUAAACGUCAAAAGUUUCAGAGCAGCAGACACUGCAAGAAUACAUUCUAUUUCAUUUCUUGAUUCAGGCAAUGCCAAUGUGUCUUCAAAAACUUUUAUUUGGAAAAGGAAACUUCAGGAAUUAAAUUCAGAUGUAACAAUCACAAUAACAGAAAAAAGUGAAGAAAAUCUUCUUGACUGUGAGUGGUUAAGUUGUUUUCAGUGUGUGAUAUUAACAGAAACACAGUUAGACACACAAAUUGCUAUAAACAAACUGUGUAGAAGUAAAAACUACCCUAUUCCAUGUAUAGUUACAGAUGUGUUUGGUUUCUGUGCUUCUAUAUUUUGUGACUUUGGUGAAUCAUUCACUGUAGUUGAUGCAGAUGGAGAAGAGCUGAAAGAAGUCCAAAUUGGAAACAUUGCAGUAACAGAUGAUUUAAUAAUUAUUUUUACAGUAGAUAGCAAACAUCAUGGUUUUGAUACAGGGGUAAAAGUAAUUUUAAGUGACAUUGUUGGAAUGGAAGCAUUAAAUGGAACAGUUGUUUCAGUUAAUGUACUUUCACCAUCAGCUUUUUCCAUUGUCACAAAUAGUGGUAAGUCUCCAAGAGACUAUGGAAAUUAUGUGAGAGGUGGACUUUGUAGACAAGUGCAAAAACCAAAGUCUGUGUAUUUUGAAUCCAUUGAAACACAGAUUUGGAAGCCAACUUUCAGUACUUCAAACAUGACUGUGCCAGAUAUUGUAGAAAACAUUCAUGUUGGAUUACUUACUACCCAUUUUUUUUACAAAAAAGAAGGAAGACUUCCAAGAAUCAGAUGUGAGCAUGAUAGUAAGUAUUUCCUUGAAAUGGCAAUGGAUGUAAAUUCCAAACUAGAAAAACCAGUUGAAUUUCUUCAUAAAAACUUUUUACAGAUGUUGUCAUUUACAGCAAGGGGUCAGGUAACUCCUCUUUUAGCUUUUCUUGGUGGUGUUGUAGGUCAAGAGGUACUAAAAGCUGUUACAAAAAAGUUUACUCCUAUACAGCAGUGGUUUCAUUUUGAAGUACAAGAAGUGUGUUCUAGCUCAGAUGAUCCUGAUAACUUUGUGCUAAAAAAUGAUAACCAAGACUCUCUCAGAAUAUGUAUUGGUAACAGAUUGUGUGAAAUGUUGGCAGAAACAAAGUUGUUUAUAGUAGGAUGUGGAGCUGUUGGAUGUGAAAUCAUAAAAAAUUGUGCACUGUUAGGAGUGGCUUCUGGUGGUGGUAAACUAACAUUAACAGAUCAUGACCUGAUUGAAAAAUCUAAUUUGAAUAGGCAAUUUCUUUUUCGAAAUCACCAUAUUAGGCAACCAAAAAGCAUGAUUGCUGCUAAAGCAGUACAGGAAAUAGAUCCAUCAAUAAACAUAGAAUGUCAUCAGUUAAAAGUUUGUGUUGAAACAGAUCUUUUUAAUGAUGAAUUUUUUAACCAGCAAGACCUUAUAGUAAAUGCCCUUGACAACUUAGAGUCAAGGCGAUACAUGGACAAACGCUGUGUUGAAAAUUGCAAACCUUUAUUAGAGUCUGGUACGAUGGGUAGUAAGGGUCAUGUUCAGGUUAUUAUUCCAAAUUUAACAGAACAUUAUUCUGCACAGUCUGAUCCUAGUAAUGAAGAAUAUCCCCUUUGCACCAUUAAGUCUUUUCCUUCGCAAUUGGAACACACGGUACAGUGGGCACUUGACAAAUUCACGAGGUUGUUGUAUCAAAAACCUAUAAUGUGGAAUCAGUUCUGGAUUAAAAAUAGACAUGUGCAAGAUAUAUUAGUGAAGUUAGAGUCUGGAGAUCCUGUAGAAAAUAUUUUUUGUGUUGCAAAAUUUUUAAAGGUAAGACCUUAUUCUUUUGAGGAUUGUGUUAGAAUUAGCAGGAUACAGUUUGAAAAAUAUUUUAAUCACAAAGCAUUGCAGUUGCUUGGGGUUUUCCCUUUAGAUUCAAAGCUUCGGAAUGGCACAUUUUUCUGGCAGUCACCAAAACGACCUCCUAAACCUCUAAAUUUUUCUUGGGAGGAUGAACAGCACAGAUUAUUUGUUAUUUCAAUGUCCAAACUGUUAGCUACUAUAUGGGGUAUACCAUUAACUUCUGCAGACACAAAUUUAGACAAUAUACAGCAGAUUACAUCUACAGUAAAGGUACCAGACUUUUAUUUGGACCCUCAGAAACACAUUGAAAUUGAUGAAAAAGCUAAGGUACCUUCCAUAACUUUUAAGCAUCAGGAUGAAAUGAAUAAAAUGACUCUAAAGGCUUUAAUAACUAACAAAAUGUCUCAUGAUAUGAAUGAAAUUUUUCUUGUGUCUCCUAUCCACUACAACAAAGACGAUUAUACAGAGGGUCAUGUUGACUUUGUUACAGCUGCAGCAAAUCUCCGAGCUCAGAUGUAUGGCAUUCAGCAAGCUUCCAGAACUAGAAUUAAGCAGAUUGCUGGCAAAAUCAUACCUGCUCUUGCCACAACUACUUCUGCUGUAGGAGGCCUCAUGGCUUUGGAAUUAAUAAAAAUUGUGAAAGGCUUAAAAGAGAUUGAACAUUACAGAAAUUACUUCCUAAACCUUGCAAUUGCAUCAUUUGUACCAUCCCAACCAGCUCCACCUCAGGUCCAGAAGUUAGGUACUGAUAUUUUGUUUACAGUUUGGGAUCGAUGGGAAAUCAAUGGGUAUCCAAAAAUGACUCUUCAAGAUUUCCUGGAUGCUCUACAAAAACAAACUGGAUUGCAUCCAAGCAUGGUUGUUAAAGAAGCAAAAAUGAUAUGGGUAUACAUGAUGCCAAAUCAUAAUAAAAGAAAAACUAAAACUAUGAAACAUCUGAUAAAACCUUCUGAUCAACAAAAAUAUGCUGACUUAACUGUCGCAUUCCAACUGGCAACAGGCGAUGAAGCUUUAGGGCCAAUUGUGAGGUACUACUUCAAUCUUCGUUCAAAAAAGUGAACUCAAUAACGGAAGAAUAAAUUGGUGCUGAGUAUUUCCACUAGAUUUUAUAUGUUUUUCUAUGUAUUUUUGUGUAUUGUAGGUUUCUAUACAUAGACUGUUAUGACAAUAAUCUUGUGAUCAGAUCAAGUGACUGUUUUUUUAUAGUAUUUCUUUAGUUUGAAGUGACAAGAAAAAGGCUUAAUAAUUAGAAGAAAAGGUUCAAAAAGCAGUGUUGCUGUAAUUAUCAGUAAAAUAUUGUAAUUAAAAAGACACUGAGAGGUUUUAUUUAAGGUUAUGUACUUGCAUAAUAAUAAUAAUGGUGUGGUAAAAUAGUUAGUUUCAUGAAAAUGGUACAUUUUAUAAUUUUCCUUUAGCAGUUUUUAGGUGUAAGUGAAGAAGUACAACAACUGUUAUGUUGAAAAACAGAUAAUUAAACAGUGUUAUAACAUUGAAUAAUUUGUUUUUCUAUACACACAUUUCCUGAAAAAAUUGUCAAACUGUGCUUUUUCAACAGUUCCAGAAUACUUACAAAACUGUUAAAAUAUAAUUAUAGUAAUGUUAGUUGAGAGGAGAUGAUGAUAUCAAAUUACUUUUUGUAUGAGAAACAUGUCUAUAUCAAGGAUGAAGAAGAGUGAGUAGAAAUACACUAGUUUUGUACUGUUGACUAUCUGAUGUGUGUGUGUGUGUAUGUGAAUAUCAAGAUAUUAAUAGUUCAUUAAAACAGUAAAGUCUGAGUAUUAAAAUAUUCAGAAUUGGUUUUAUGUAAAAUCUAAUGUUUAGAACUCUUAACAUUUUAUUUUUUCUGACAGUGAAAUUUUACAUUCAGUGGCAUUGGUUUCAUUUCUAUUUUAUUUUUUUGAUGUUGAUGUUUUACGAUAUGAGUAUUUGUUAGCACCAAUGUCUGAUAUUGGUCACUGUCCAAAAUUUGUCAUUAAAUCGUGAUUUGACCAUGUGAAAAAAAGCUCAAUCCAGAUUGCAGUUUGAUCAAACAUCUUGACUGCUGGUUGCUUAUGGUCUUUGGUGCCAACAUAUGUAUAUCUCUCUCAAAAUUCCAAAUUUAUGCAAAGUGUAGCUACUUAUUCAGUAGCUACCUGACGAGUCACUGAUAAGUUUGUGGGUUUAUAAUGCUAAUAGUAGGAGUUUGAUACCUACAGUAGGUACAGCACAGAUGCUCCAAUGUAUAUAUUGGCACUUGAAAACAGAAAAAAGAAACCUUUCUUAGUAAUAUAAAUUAGUCUUAAACGUUUGAUUUGUAAUUAUUUUAUGCAUUGUUUAUUUCACAAUUUUGUGCUCUGUAUCCUAAUAGAAAAUUCAGCUUAAAUAUGUUCAAUAAUAAAACAUAUUCUUGCUUUGAAAUACUAUACCAGUAGAAACAACAGCUUAGCAUAGUAUUUCAGGUGAAGAGUACAAGUGUACUGCUCUAUGUCACAGUGUCACUCUUACUAUUUACUUUUUGUAUGUUUUUUGCAAGACAGAGUAAUCUGAAUGUUAUUUUGUUGAAUGUGAUAAUUUUAAAGUAAAAUUAAACCUUAAACUGUUUGGUGUUUUUUUCAGCACAAUACUUAGAAUGUGAUGUUAUAAAAUGGUAUUAUUGUUUGAAAGAUAAAGGUAAACUACUUUUUUAAUUGUUUAAAAACAAAAUAUGAAACUUUUAAUGAGCUUGAAUUUGUCAAACUGAAAAAACUAUAAUUUCUAGUUACGUAUGGCCAAAAAAAAAAUUUGGUCUGUUGUACUUUUCAUACUUGGUUUCCUACCUAAAAGCAUGCACUUUUUGUGAUUAUAUUCUUAUUAACCACUGUUUUACUAACAUGUUUUGUUAUAUGUACUGAACUAUAAAGAGUUAAGAGGUAUGAUAAAAUUUUAUAUGAAUUUAUAUACAUUAUUAUGUGUUGGCAUUCAAAAUGCUCAAGUUUAGAAACUUAACUAUGUAUGUUCCUUUUAAGUGUAAAGGAAAUGUGAUAAACCUAAAGUUUUUUUGAAAACUGAGAUAAUCUUGGAGUUAGCUUUAGGGAAGGAUGUUCAGUGCAAUAGUGCAUAAAUCUAAGGAAAGUUUAUCAAACUAGUACCACAGAGAAAAGUCUGAGAACUUACAUAGGUAACCAGUUGUAUCCCGGUGCAAUUAAAAUAUUGGAUUUUAUUCAAAAUGAAAAAAAAAUAAUAUCUGUAAACUUGCAGAAUAAAGUUAUUGGGAUGGUGAGUUAUUUGAAAAUAUGCAUUUCUGUCUUCUUGUAAUAUUAUAGUCUUUAUUUUUUGUUCUCUAUGUGUGCAGGUUUUACAUAACGUGGUCAAGAAAGUCAUUAAGUUGAUUUUGUUCAAAUCUAACUUUGUUCAUUUUGUUACUCUAAAAAUGGACAAUACCUUUUCUGCCCAGGAAGGAUAUUAUUGUGUAAGAAUGUCAACAGCAGCGUCCUUCAAUGAUUGUUCAGGUGAUAUCCUGAGGGUAUAUCCCUACCUGUGUUGUAAUGAGAAUGACCAUUUGUAUGGGUAGAACUGUCAUCCUGGAUAGAUGUAUGAUUUCUUGCAUGCUUAAAAAUGUUACAUUUGGUUAGUCUGUAUAGUCUGGAAUAUUCCUUGAGUUGGACUAGUGAGGAUGAAAGAAAGAGUCGGCCACUGAAAUAUCUAGUCAGAGUGACAGUCCGUUCUGUUUAUUCAAGAAAGUACGCAUUGUGUUUGUUUAUGAUAUCUUAAUAAAAUUAUUCAUUUUGUAUUACA